CCAAUCACACGUCCAUGUUAAUGUACUCCAAGAUGGCGACCUCCACCGUUCUGUAUUAUACGGUAUCGGCAAUUGCAACAAAAGGACAUUAUUGACACACGUCAAAACUUUUAUUGUUGGUUGCUGCAAAGACAAGCCGGUUUAGUAUAUCGAAUCUGAAACGCUAAAAUCUUCUCCAAUGCGUUGUACAUUUGUAGAACUGCGCGCCGUGUUAGACUGAGGGGAUUUGCAUUAACCGAGCAUGGCCACCGACAACAUAAUUCAUUUCUGGAGGAAAAACGCGAAGGUUCCAGGAAGUAUACAGCCAGUUUAUGGAGCACAGCAUCCUCCCCUUGACCCCAGAAUACACCGCACGUUUCCUAAAGACACUCCCAAGGGAAACAAUCUCAAGUCUAAAAAAGCAUCUAGUUUCCACGAAUUUGCCCGUAGCACCAACGACGCCUGGGACAUUAAUGACGAGGACGAUGAGGACUUGUUAGCUCCCAUUCACCCCUCAUCUCUCCCGUCCACCCUGCACUCCGUGCACCAGGUGCCUCCCCUUCCUUUACAACAACCCAGUGACACCACCAGGGAGCCAGACACGGGGCCUGCAGACCGGCUGGCUCCCCCAACAGCAGAGGGCUGUCUUCAGCAGGAGGAGGACGCAGACUGUGGACAGAUCAAUGGCAGAGUGGUGGUGAAGUCCAGCAGUGAGGCCCUGCUCAACACCAAUUCAGUGCGCUCCACCCUGCAGAAGCAACAGUCUCUUCCAGUUCGUCCUAUCAUCCCGUUAGUCGCCAGAAUCUCCGACCAAAAUUCCUCGGGGGCCCCAAUCAUGACAGUGCGAGACAAGAGCCGAUUGGACAAAUUCAAAUACCUUCUGUCCUGUCCUAACACCGACCUUGAGGAGCUCCGGAAGCACAGCUGGUCAGGUAUUCCACGAGAAGUGAGGCCCAUUACAUGGAGGCUCCUCUCUGGUUACCUCCCAGCCAACAUGGAGCGCAGAGACCUGGUGCUGAAGAGGAAGAGAGACGAGUACUUUGGCUUCAUUGAACAGUAUUACCACUCCAGGACAGACGAAACUUACAAAGACACAUAUAGACAGAUCCACAUCGAUAUUCCAAGGACAAAUCCACUAAUUCCACUUUUCCAGCAGCCCACUGUGCAAGAGGUGUUUGAGAGGAUCCUCUUCAUCUGGGCUAUCCGCCAUCCAGCCAGCGGCUAUGUCCAGGGAAUCAAUGACUUGGUCACUCCAUUCUUUGUUGUCUUCCUCUCCGAAUUUGUUGUGGAGGAUGUGGAGAAUUUUGACGUAGCUUCCCUGCCUCUUGACACCCAGAGGAACAUUGAGGCAGACAGUUUCUGGUGCAUGACCAAGCUGCUGGACGGAAUACAGGACAACUACACCUUUGCUCAGCCAGGGAUUCAGAACAAUGUGAAAGCUUUGGAAGAAUUGGUCAGCAGAAUCGAUGAGGACAUACACAACUACUUUAAGAGGUAUGAGGUGGAAUACCUGCAGUUUGCUUUUCGUUGGAUGAACAACCUGCUGAUGAGAGAGCUACCUCUACGCUGCACCAUACGCCUCUGGGACACCUAUCAGGCUGAACAAGAGGGCUUCUCCCACUUCCACCUCUACGUCUGUGCUGCUUUCCUGAUCGAGUGGCGCAAAGAGAUCCUCUCCAUGGUCGAUUUUCAGGGUCUUCUCAUGUUACUCCAGAACCUUCCCACAAUCCACUGGGGGAAUGAGGAAGUGGGCCUUCUCCUGGCUGAAGCGUACAGACUCAAGUACAUGUUCGCUGACGCGCCCAAUCACUACAGGAGAUAGGCUUCUAUGCAAUGGUGUAAAACAGAUUCUGAUAUACUGUUAGGAGGAAUGUACGGUUUCCUUCCUCUCUUUGAUAUGACUGGCCGACAUAUAGCUUGCACACAGGUACAGAAUCGUUAGCUCAAAAUAGGAACCCUCAAACCCUAUUUCUACUAUAGUUUUCUUGCAGGUUCUCUCUGUUUGUUAAGACUUUUGUUGGCAAGUUACAUUCCACUGACACUGCAGCGUAUUAUCUCUGAGCCACUGGCUUAGACAUGUCAGUAGUAGUCUGUUACAAUUCAUGCGGUAGAGUAGUAGGUUCUGGACAUACAACACAGCUAAUCCUCAACUGACUAGGUAUCCCCCUGUCCCUUCAACCUUACUCCUAUUAACCAUAACCUUAUGUGAGUUCUGGUAUUGACGCUCUAUGCUGUUCUGGUAUGGGAACUCUAUACUGUUCUGGAAUUGGAACUCUACACUGUUCUGGUAUUAGAACUCUAUACUGUUCUGGUAUUGGAACUCUAUAGUGUUCUGGUAUUGGAACUCUAUACUGUUCUGGUAUUGGAACUCUAUAGUGUUCUGGAAUUAGAACUCUAUACUGUUCUGGUAUUAGAACUCUACACUGUUCUGGUAUUGGAACUCUAUAGUGUUCUGGUAUUGGAACUCUACGCUGUUCUGGUAUGGGAACUCUACGCUGUCCUGGAAUUGGAACUCUACACUGUUCUGGUAUUGGAACUCUAUAGUGUUCUGGUAUUGGAACUCUACGCUGUCCUGGAAUUAGAACUCUAUACUGUUCUGGAAUUGGAACUCUACACUGUUCUGGUAUUAGAACUCUAUACUGUUCUGGUAUUGGAACUCUAUAGUGUUCUGGAAUUAGAACUCUAUACUGUUCUGGUAUUAGAACUCUACACUGUUCUGGUAUUGGAACUCUAUAGUGUUCUGGUAUUGGAACUCUACGCUGUUCUGGUAUGGGAACUCUACGCUGUCCUGGAAUUGGAACUCUACACUGUUCUGGUAUUGGAACUCUAUAGUGUUCUGGUAUUGGAACUCUACGCUGUCCUGGAAUUAGAACUCUAUACUGUUCUGGAAUUGGAACUCUACACUGUUCUGGUAUUAGAACUCUAUACUGUUCUGGUAUUGGAACUCUACGCUGUUCUGGAAUUAGAACUCUAUACUGUUCUGGUAUUAGAACUCUACACUGUUCUGGUAUUGGAACUCUACACUGUUCUGGUAUUGGAACUCUAUACUGUUCUGGUAUUGGAACUCUAUACUGUUCUGGUAUUGGAACUCUACACUGUUCUGGUAUUAGAACUCUACACUGUUCUGGUAUUGGAACUCUACGCUGUUCUGGUAUUGGAACUCUAUACUGUUCUGGUAUUGGAACUCUAUACUGUUCUGGUAUUAGAACUCUAUACUGUUCUGGUAUUGGAACUCUAUACUGUUCUGGUAUUGGAACUCUACGCUGUUCUGGUAUUGGAGCUCUAUGCUGUUCUGGUAUUGCAGCUCUAUGCUGUUCUGGUAUUGAACUCUAUACUGUUAUGGUAUUGAGAUCUAUGCUGUUCUGGUAUUGCAGCUCUAUGCUGUUCUGGUAUUGAACUCUAUACUUUUCUGGUAUUGAACUCUAUACUGUUCCGGUAUUGAAGCUCUAUGCUGUUCUGGUAUUGCAGCUCUAUGCUGUUCUGGUAUUGAACUCUAUACUGUUCUGGUAUUGAACUCUAUACUGUUCUGGUAUUGCAGCUCUAUGCUGUUCUGGUAUUGCAGCUCUAUGCUCUAUGCUGUUCUGGUAUUGAACUCUAUACUGUUCUGGUAUUGAACUCUAUACUGUUCUGGUAUUGAACUCUAUACUGUUCUGGUAUUGAACUCUAUACUGUUCUGGUAUUGAACUCUAUACUUUUCUGGUAUUGGAGCUCUAUGCUGUUCUGGUAUUGCAGCUCUAUGCUGUUCUGGUAUUGGAGCUCUAUGCUGUUCUGGUAUUGCAGCUCUAUGCUGUUCUGGUAUUGGAGCUCUAUGCUGUUCUGGUAUUGCAGCUCUAUGCUGUUCUGGUAUUGGAGCUCUAUGCUGUUCUGGUAUUGCAGCUCUAUGCUGUUCUGGUAUUGCAGCUCUAUGCUGUUCUGGUAUUGAACUCUAUACUGUUAUGGUAUUGAGCUCUAUGCUGUUCUGGUAUUGGAGCUCUAUGCUGUUCUGGUAUUGCAACUCUAUACUGUUCUGGUAUUGCAACUCUAUACUAUACUGCAUAAAUGAAUGAUAUUUUAAUCCAGAGGGGAUAAAUACUUGGCCAUCGGUUUAUGGUCUUUUAAAUUCAAAUUCAUACUGGCAUUAAUCAGUAUUGGUUGUCUCAGAAGUUUUAACAUAUACUUGAAAGAACUCUGAAUGGAUGAUGAAUGUUUAAGUGAUCAUCGUUCAAGUUUCAGAGAGAAUAUAUUUUGAGUUAUUUCGAUUUUUAUCUAACAGAGUUUUGUGGUAAAGCUAGUCCGCAUAUUUGACCACUUUGUCCACCACUUGUUCCCUUCAUGGCUAUGUUGAGUCCAGUAAAAGGCCAGUCUGAAUAUCUACUGAACAAAUGGUCCAGUGUAGUACAACGUGAUACAAUGAGGUGUCACAGCUGUUACUAAUAGCCGCUCUGUAGACCAGGAAAAGGUACUACUUUAUUUCAGGGCUUAUCUAUAGUUAAAUAGGCCUAGACUAGAAUACAGUUUAUAUAUAUGAAGUGGAUAAAACUAUCUAUAGUGGUGCCAUAUUGAAUCACAAGGCCUCAAUGUGAAUAGGGUGAGAACGGGGACCGUGUGUUUUUAGAUGGUGUAUUAUUUUUAACACAUUGAGCUACAUUUUCAGUUCAUCUGUAUCUUAGGUUAUGUUUAUCUCAACUGAUUACUAGCUAUUUUGCUUUGUAAUUCUCAGGCUUAAUUUUUCACAUUCAGAUUAAUCACACUUUCUUUUUUGGAUUAUUUGAAACUGUGGCACAUAUGAAAGUUGCUAAAUUGUUUCAAAAUGAAGUUGUCAUUUGAAACUGAUGAGACCUUCAAGUAAUGUACAUUUAAGAGUGUCUGACACUUAACCAAAUUUAUAUUUUGUAUGUUUGCGGUGUCCAUAACAUGCGCUGAAGAUUUUGCAUUGUUUAUUUCCUCUUUCUGAAUAUAUAUACAAAGCAACCAGUGCAAUCUAAAUCAACAAUCUGCAACACGAUGUAAUGACCAUCCAGGAAGCUCUUCAGAAAGGAGAGAAAAAUGUACCUCCCUGUCUGUUGUUUGCAACAGCAUCUACUCUUAUUUAGUAUGUUUAACUUAAACACUUGUCCGUAAACUUUAAUAAUAUAGAAGUGAAAAUUGUGUCUAUUAAGAAUUCAAAUGUUAAGAUUUGUUUUUCAGUAAAUGAAUGUGUUUUGACUUGCCUCUGAGGGUUGUCUGCUAAUGCUGAUGUUGUUAUUCAAAGGCAACUUUUAGUAGCCCUCCCGAGUCCCCUACACAGUUACUUGAUCUGUUGGAAACUGUGAUAUCAACACAGCUGUGUUUCAAGUCUGUAAUGAUGCCUUUGUUAUAAGCAUUUGUAAUGCACUUUGACUAGCAUAGAAAACUGAAAUGUUCUCAUUUGCCCUGUUUUGUUUGUACAGCAUUUGUGCUUCAAUGUAAAUAUUGGGGUUAUGUAGUAGCUCACCUGCUGUGACCUCACUUAGGGGACGUAAAGCAGGAAGAGUAAUUACAUUUAAACAAUGGAAUGUGAAUAUUUAUAUUAUUAUUUCACCAAACUUCAUAACCAUUUCUCUGCUAAUGGUACGAAAGGUUUGACAAUCAUUAUUUAGAUUUUAUCAUUCUUGUAUUGGCAUUGAGGUUCAAGUUUGUGAAAUUGACAUGUGGAUAUGACAUUGAACAAUAUGGAGUAAAUUGUGUUUUGUCAGGUUUUAAUGACCCUAUGACAACCUAAAAAAAAAAACAUGUUUUAACUGAAAUUCUGUUUUUUAAUCAUCACUACUAGGACAGUGACCUUGGUGGUAUUAGACCUGUAAUGAUAUGAAUUAACUUCAUGAUACGGAGGAAACAGAAGUGCCAUAACUUCCAAACCAGUAUUAUUCUCAUUUUGGUUUUCAAGAUCACCAUGUAGUUCAAUUAGGAUUUUUCUGCAAUUUAAAUCAUCUAAUUUAAUCAUUCUACUUUUGAUUUCUGCAUUGUUCCCAGUGGACGUUUUACCAUGUCUUCUCAAUUCAGGGUUUUUUGUAGAACAAAUUCAGACUCAUGUUCGUUGUUGGCAUUUUCAAAUAUAUAAUGAUUACUUUGUGUAUUUACCUUUCAGCCUUAAAAGUAAACCAUGCUCUGUCCUCAUGUGUUUAUUUGCUCCCCAAAAUGUAUGACUUUAUUAUUUAAAUUGAAUUCAUUCUACAUUUGUAUUAUUCAAUCCAUGUCCCAUGUUGUUUUAGGGUCAUUCAAAGGUUUCACUGCAUUUAGGUUUUAAAAACAAGAUGUACAGUAACGUAACCUGAAUUCAUUGUCUAAAAUUCAUCUGUAGUCAUUCAGUUUUCAUUUUCUUAUCUUCAAUGCCAAACUAUUUGGCCAAUAAUGUUUUCAUUCAGUUCAAUGCUUCUGUAGUCAAUACUGGUUUUAGCCUUAAAUGGAGGAAAUAUUACAGUAAUCUGCUGUAUAUAAAUGUUUUGUUUAUAUUAAACGAUUGUUACCCUUUG
Molecule: messenger RNA, 6449 nt
Organism: Oncorhynchus mykiss (rainbow trout)
Lineage: Eukaryota; Metazoa; Chordata; Actinopteri; Salmoniformes; Salmonidae
Product: TBC1 domain family member 22B
Biological process (GO): activation of GTPase activity
Molecular function (GO): GTPase activator activity
Source: RefSeq, a predicted model, not a curated record